AUGGAAAUCGGCCAGCUCCACAAGGCUACGCGAAACGUGUAUUCACCGCUUGACACGUCUCGGCAUGAAAUCCGACUACUUCAAUUCACCUCUCCAAGCUUAGACGCUGCAUUGACCGAAUGUAGCCUGGGGACAGUCAGCCUAGACGAUGCCCCUGCUUUCGUGGCACUAUCAUAUGUCUGCGGCGAUCCUGCUAUUACAGAGGAUAUCCUGGUUAACGGGGUUAUCCAUCCCGUCUACACGAAUCUCGUUGACGGCCUUCAUCAUGUCCGAAGACUGUGGACUGAUAUCUGCUCGGAGGAAUUUCCUGACCGCGCUCCACAGACCCUCAGACUUUGGGUUGAUGCGAUAUGCAUCAAUCAACAAGACGUUGGCGAAAGAAAUGAGCAGGUGCUUCUUAUGAAGAGCGUUUAUUCGGAAGCUGCCCUUAUCUUAUCAUGGCUUGGGGUCCCGGAAACGCAUAAUGCUGCUGCGUUGGAAAUUUUCAGGCUGUUAAUGGAAAUCCAAGAGCAUUCCAGGCAGGGCGAGUUCGCUACGCUCGAGUGGAUGCAGAGGUACCCGGAACUAUGCACUAUUGAUGAUACAGGAUUUGCCGACAAUAGGCUAUGGAAUUCUCUGUUCUGGUUCUGGGCAUUGCCGUACUGGAGGCGAACGUGGAUCCUGCAAGAAGUCACUCGUGGUAGACGCGUUGUUGUCUUGUUUGGCUUGGACUUUCUGGACCUAGACAAGCUUACGGCAACGUCAACAGCGCUGAAGAGAAUUGCCCGGGACCUUACAAACAAACCUACUUUUGUUCCUCCCGGUCUCUUGUCAGCCCUCGACCAAUACCGCUGGGCGGCAGUGGAAGUUCAGUCCAUCCGAUUCGCGCUGCAGACGGAAGGCGGUUUGCGUCUCGGUGAAAGAUUGCUUUCGUCAAGACUUGGGGGUAACCUUGGAGCCACGAACCCAAAAGACCAUAUCUAUGGCCUGCUUGGUGUCACAGAACUAGGCUUGAUUCCUGACUACAACAUCACCACCUCAGUCUCAGAAGUCUACAUCCAGUAUGUCAGAGUCUGGCUGGACGCUUUGCCUCUGGUAUAUCAGCAGCACUUGUCAGGAGAUGGUACUGGUACCGGGCCGUAUAACAUCAUAUACCCCCUUCAGUUUCUUUUCGACGCUGGAAUUGGAAUCCUGCCAAACCCACACAAUCUACCUUCUUGGGUACCGAACUAUCCCGCAAAAGCUGAAUCCUCUUCUUGGAGAAUGUUCUCAAUUGAUCUGAAAACCCGUGAUCGCCUGCCAGUGCUAUUUACGAAGUGCUUGCAAUACAACCCGGUCGUCCAGGGCCGAAGCUUGUUCGUGAGCGGCUUGUGCUUGGGACCCGUGGCCAGAGUCGUGACCCCUCCAGAUCCAACACUAGAAGCGUGGCAUUGCUCUGCGAGUCAAUAUUUGAGGAGCUUGAAGAAUGCCGACCAGGACCACGCGACUGGAAAGCCUGGACUUGGAGUGGCAUUGUGGCUGAUGCUGAGGUGCGCGCAACAACCAAAACCUCUUCGCACUCCCUUACUAGCUGCGGCUUUUCUUUACCUUUCCAUGUAUGCCAAAUACGAAGAUAUACUCAGAGUUAAUGUUCCUCUGCACUUGGACGUGACAGGGUGGUAUUUCUUGAGCCAGUGGGUCAGGACUCAUGCCCUGGGCUGCGACCACUACGACUUCUCCAUGGCCUACAUACAGAGGUCCAUACAGAUUCUGCAAGACGAAAGGUUCUCUGAAAGACAAGAGUUCUGGGACGCACUGGAUGAGGCUAAAGCAUUACUAAGACUGGCGUUGGAGAGGCUUAAGGGCAACUUCCGUCUCGCAACAGUGGCUGGUGAACACACUGGACUUGUUCCUCGGUUUGCCGAGGAGGGAGACGCACUUUUCUCCAUCAUAGGGUUUCCGGUCCCUGUGGCGUUACGCCGAAUCGGCAGUCAUUAUGAAUUCGUGGGCACUAGCUAUGUCGAAGGAUUGAGUAAUUGUGGAGUGCUGGAGUCCAUGGGCACGGCGAAGUUGGAACGGAUCGAACUCCGUUGA
Messenger RNA from Exophiala xenobiotica, 2052 nucleotides. RefSeq lists its product as uncharacterized. Bases 1 to 2052 code for a protein of 683 amino acids. The transcript has a single exon. Lineage: Eukaryota; Fungi; Ascomycota; Eurotiomycetes; Chaetothyriales; Herpotrichiellaceae. The record is from RefSeq and is a predicted model, not a curated record.